CAGUGACGUCUAUUGACAACACUCAGCUUCUCCGUUAAGUUUGUGCGUGCUUUCAAACGGACAUAGACCAUUUAAGGGAGGUAAACAGCAAGGCUUUUGUUAAGUGUUGGUUUAUAAACCCAUCCAUUCAAGUCAGCGGUUCUCAAACUGGUUCAGCCAUGUCGCGACCCAAAUACAACCCCGACCUACUGAAGAUGGCACCCAAGAGAUCUACCCAGCAGUGGGAGGAGCUGUUCAAGAAGUUCGACAAGGACAACAGCGGCACCCUGGACGUGCACGAGCUGAGGAAUCUGCUGAGGGCGGGGAACAGUAACAUGACGGACACCCAGAUCGCGGAUGCCUUCGUCUACUUUGAUGGGCCUCAGGGAGACAGGAGGAUAACUCUCGACGAAUUCGUCAAGGGACUGAAGAAGUUGGAAGACUUUAUCUCCAAACUGGCCCAGUUGUUCAAACAAUACGACUCUGACAACAGCGGGUUCCUGGACAAGAACGAGCUGAGGAAGAUUCUAGAAGCAUCUGGCCACAAGUUCACCGACCCAGAGGUCAACGAAAUCCUCAAGAACGCCGACAAGAGCGGGGACGGGAAGAUUUCAUUCGAAGAGUUUAUGGACGCCUGCACGUAAUUCAGCAAGGGUCAUUAAAGAAAUAAUACAUCUUUAAAUAGUAUUCACAUUUUCACUUGAAGCUUUUUACCCCAUUUUCAAUAAAGUAUUGUCAUUUUUUAAACUUAAAUUUAGAUUUUAGUUAGAUCAAAUCACGAUUGGCUGCCACUAGUCACGUGGUUAUAUAUAAAAUGUUUAUUAGUUGUUUUUUUUAAUGAUGACUGUAGAAAAUGGAUUAAAAGUUCAUUGAUUUAAUUAAUAUAAUACUUAUAACUUCUGAAUACAUUUAAUAUUAAUGUGUUCCCUUAAUUAUUACAAUAGAAUAGUUUUAAUUUAAAAAUUCAUUCCUAUCUGGAAAUAGUUUACUUAAAUUAUCGUACAUGGUGUAUUUUUAGUGUACACAGAGCUUGCUAUAUAAUGUAAUGUAUAGAAAGCUCAAAUUUUUGCUCAA
Molecule: messenger RNA, 1053 nt
Organism: Physella acuta
Lineage: Eukaryota; Metazoa; Mollusca; Gastropoda; Physidae
Product: neo-calmodulin-like
Molecular function (GO): calcium ion binding
Source: RefSeq, a predicted model, not a curated record